Messenger RNA from Dioscorea cayenensis subsp. rotundata (Guinea yam), 2273 nucleotides. RefSeq names its product low affinity sulfate transporter 3-like. Lineage: Eukaryota; Viridiplantae; Streptophyta; Magnoliopsida; Dioscoreales; Dioscoreaceae. Gene Ontology annotation, cellular component: membrane. The coding region runs from base 272 to 2194 and encodes 640 amino acids. The record is from RefSeq and is a predicted model, not a curated record. Gene Ontology annotation, molecular function: secondary active sulfate transmembrane transporter activity. Gene Ontology annotation, biological process: transmembrane transport. The transcript has 11 exons.
GCAUGCUCAACAAGGUCCACUUUCAUGUCCUAUAUAGAACCUCACUUUCUUGGAAUACAUUCCCAGUUCCAUCUUCCUUCUCAAUUCUCAACCAUGAAUUGCAUCUUUUCUCUGCCAUGCAUGUUCUGUGAUGAUCCUUGCACCACCAAGAAUCUUCAUCCAAUCACCAUGUGACCUUCUUCUGCUAAGAAUAUGGCAGAGCUUUUAGAGUUCACCCAAACACUUCAACCAGCCAUGGUGUCCUCCACUACUGAACCUACACCAAUGGCUCAUGAGCUCGUUGCCGGAGAAACCGGCAUGCCGGACACCGUCUUUUCUGGUGCUUAACUCUCCUGAUCCUCCUGCACCAUGGCAUGAGCUCACUGGCUCAGUUAAACACUCACUCUUGUCUCAUGGAAAGAAGCUCGGAUCCUUCUCCAAAUGCAUCACCUUGGCUUCUUAUGCUUUGUUUCCAGUUCUUCAGUGGGGGAGGAACUAUGAUCUCAAGAUGUUUCGUAGUGAUUUGUUGGCUGGUUUAACUCUUGCUAGUCUUGGUAUUCCACAGAGCAUUGGAUAUGCUAAUCUAGCAAAACUUGAUCCUCAGUAUGGGCUUUAUACAAGUUUUGUGCCACCUCUAAUCUAUGCUGUCAUGGGAACUUCAAGAGAUAUUGCAAUUGGUCCAGUUGCAGUUGUUUCUCUGCUUAUUUCUUCAAUGAUUCAGAAAGUGGUGGAUCCAUCACUUGAUCCAAUCUCUUACAGAAAAAUGGUUUUUACUGCAACUUUCUUUGCAGGAAUCUUUCAAGCUUCAUUUGGAUUGUUCAGGUUGGGUUUUCUUGUGGACUUUCUUUCACAUGCUGCCAUUGUUGGAUUCAUGGCAGGAGCUGCCAUUGUUAUUGGUUUACAGCAACUGAAAGGUUUACUUGGGAUCAAUCACUUCACCAACAACACUGAUGUUGUUUCUGUCAUUAAAGCUGUCUGGAUUGCAGUUCAUCAACCUCUGCACCCUGGGAAUUUUCUAAUUGGUUGCUCUUUCCUCAUCUUCAUCCUGAUUACCAGAUUCCUUGGUAGACGAAACCGAAAAUAUUUCUGGUUGCCUGCAAUUGCUCCACUUCUCUCUGUCAUACUCUCAACUCUUCUUGUUUUUGUAACAAAAGGAGACAAACAUGGUAUCAAAACAAUAAAACAUGUUCAGAGAGGUCUGAAUCCAAGCUCAGCAAAACAAUUACAAUUAUCAGGCCCUCUCACUGGAGCUUCAGCCAAAAUUGGCCUCAUUUCUGCAGCAAUAGCACUGGCAGAAGCCUUAGCUGUUGGGAGAUCAUUUGCAACAAUUAAAGGCUACCAACUUGAUGGUAAUAAAGAAAUGAUAGCAAUGGGAUGCAUGAAUAUAGCUGGAUCUUUAUCCUCAUGCUAUGUUGCAACAGGCUCAUUCUCUCGAACAGCUGUUAACUUCAGCGCUGGAUGCAAAACAACAGUUUCGAACAUCGUCAUGGCAAUUACAGUGUUCAUAGCAUUACAACUACUCACAAAGCUCUUAUACUACACUCCUAUCACCAUUCUUGCUUCAAUUAUCCUCUCUGCUCUUCCAGGACUGAUUGAUCUCAGGGAAGCAUGUAAUAUAUGGGAAGUAGACAAGAUGGACUUUUUAGCAAGUGCGGGAGCAUUCUUCGGUGUUUUAUUCGGUUCGGUCGAAAUUGGUCUCUCUGUUGCCAUAAUUAUCUCCUUCACAAGGAUCAUACUGAACUUAAUCUGGCCACGCAUUGAAAUUCUUGGAAGAAUUCAAGGAACAGAUAUUUUCUGCAGCAUUAGACAGUAUUCAGUUGCUGUCAGAACACAAGGAUUACUGAUUACUCGAAUUAACUCAUGUUUUCUUUGUUUCAUGAAUGCAAACUACAUCAGAGAAAGGAUUUUGAGCUGGGUGAUUGAAGAGAAAGAUGCAAUGGAGAAUGCCAAAGAGAGAACAAGAUCAGUGAUCAUUGAUAUGACAAAUGUGAUGAACAUUGACACAACUGGGCUUGCUGCCAUUGAAGAUAUUCAUAAGAAAUUAGCCUCCCUUGAGAUACAGUUAGCCAUAGCAAAUCCAGGGUGGCAAGUGAUUCACAAGAUGAAGAAGGCCAAGCUUGUGGACAGGAUUGGAAGAUCAUGGAUAUUUCUAGCAGUGCCCCAAGCUGUAGAAGCAUGUCUUGCUCUCAAGAGGGAAAGUGGCCAUCUUUGCUAAAUCUUAUUAUUAUCAUUAUGUAUGAUUACUAUAAUUUAAUAAGAGAUCAGCAUGCAUGCUUGGAUCUUUGGCUUUUAAA